ACUCUGGGAUGAUAAAACACUGUUUUUAAUGACGUAACAGCAUAUCUGACCUGUAACCUAUAUACAAAUACGAUAAUGUAGCGGGAACUGAAAUAAAACUUGCGUGUUUUCGCUGAUGACUCUCCCUUUCAUACGAUUAUUCAUAGCCUACUACUACAUAUAGUAGUAAGCCAGGCGUUAUCGUACAACGUAUAAAAUUAAGCGAUGAGAUAAAUGGAAAGGAAACGGGAGACGAUACACGUGAAUUACACCCAUGGAAGCUUGUUGGUUUCCCGGGGUUGUUUGAACAGGCUACAUAUAGGCGGAUGGAAACAUGUGAACGAAUCUAGAUCGGUUUAAACAUGACGUCAAAGUUACAAAAUGCGCAUACCAUGAGCAUAACGACGAGAUAAGGAGAACCUUAAGGUUUGUGCACUCGAAAACAAGACAUCCAUGUUGGUAGCGGUGGUAGUAUGAGAAUUGCAACGAAGGUGCACACCUUCGCGACGGCAUACAAGGGCACAAGGGAGGAUUAUAACACAGCGAGUACAGAAAUCCAAAAGUAGAGACAGGUGCCUAAUCAUAUGUUGUUGUGCAGAGACUGUCAAAACAAAUACAAAUCAGAUGUUGAUUGUAGUUGCCAGUGUUGCAGCAUGGGACUUGAGAAGUCGAACUCUAUUAUAGGUAUUGCUUAGGUCAUUAUACGCUUCACCUGUCGCCAUUUUAAUAAGUCUGUACAAUUUCAGGAAAGCACGUAUUUCAACUAAUCAAUAAAAAUUACGUUUUUCUUGGAAGAAGCGAAUUUCUAUAAACUACCUGCUUGUAUAAUAAUGCGCUUAGUAGCAGCGAGGUAUACUUGCGAAUGCAGGGUGUCAGCGAAAUAAAACCGAGGUAUAUGUAGAAAGACGAAAUAGAGGAUCGCUUUUAUGGCGCAAAAGCAACAGCUUUCAUUGAUUAAUGAGUUGUGUCGUUACAAUAAUGCAUUUUGGAUUAUACCAAAUUUUGUAUUUGAAGAACCCUUACAUAUAUGAUUUGAAAGGUUUUGCUGCAAUCAUAUGGAAAUUAUAUAAUUUUAUCCUUUUUGCAAAUCGAACGCAGAAAAUUGCCUGCCGCAUUUUUUUAUUAACGUGCAAUUAUUUUGUUUUGUUUCAGCCGGCCUUCGUUAAAGCCGUUAAUAAUAUGCUGCGAAGGUAUAAUAAUUGACGGGCCCGAUAAAUAGAGUACCGAGACAAACAGGCGUUUAAUUUUAUGGUUUUUAGUUUCAGGCUAUAUAAAUAUUCUAAUGUUAAUUCUGCUGGUUGAAAAAUGACGACAUCAUUUCUUACGCAUACGACUCUCUUUACUCCGACGAGUCCGUUGGCAGCAGAUGCGAGUGGGAAUGCAACAUUAAACACCUCUAUCAACUAUACAGGAAAUUACAGUGGGGAAACAGAGUAUGGUGCGGGGCAACGUAACCAGGCUGCAGCGCUUGCCGCCAUUAUUGUUCCCAUUUUCUUUGGUUUGAUAUUUUGCGUUGGGGUUGUGGGAAACUCUCUCGUGAUCACGGUGAUGAUGAAAAUGUACAGAUAUCAAGCACAGCAAGGUUUAAACAACACGAACAGAUUCAUUCUUAACCUGGCAGUGUCGGAUUUGUUUUUCCUUGUUUUCUGCGUUCCGUUCCAAGCCACCAUAUACAGUCUGCCGAGUUGGCCAUUCGGGAGCUUUAUGUGCUCGUUCUGCGAGUUCUGCCAGAACGUGUCGAUGAUCGCCAGCAUUUUCACGCUUGUCGCUCUUUCAUUCGACCGGUACUUCGCUGUGGUGUACGCCACUUCUGCAAAACAGCUGCGAACGAGAACUAACGCUAACCGGGGACUUAUCUUUAUUUGGGUUGCUGCUCUUGGCAUCGGGACACCUUCAGCACUUACUAGAGUACAGGUGGAAUACGAGGGGUUGACCCUGUGCGUGCCCAACGGUCACAUGAAGAUGUGGUACAUGGGUUACCAGCUCGUCAGCUUCUUGCUUGGGUAUCUACUUCCUUUGCUGAUCAUACUUAGUUGUUACAUGGGGGUUUUACACGCAAUGUGUAAAAACGCCAAGAGCAGCGCACUGGUUAGAAGCAAGAGCGCGCGAGGAUCGACGAAACGCGUCACCAGAGUCGUCAUAAUGGUGGUGAUCGUCUUCACGAUUGAUUGGUUUCCUCAUCACUUAGUGGCGCUGUGGACCAACUUUGGGGACUUCCCCUACACGUCAGAAACCUUCGUUUUACUAAUUCUUGGUCACUGCUUAUCCUACGCCAACUCAUGCCUCAAUCCUCUGGUGUAUGCCUUCGUGUCGAACCGAUUUCGGGCUGACUUUAAAAAAGCAUUUACAUGUCAAUACUUCAGCGAGGCCGUGGUGCAUAUUAGGGCUUACUCUAGACGGUUUGUCCAAUCGUUCAGCGUUCAACUUCGGCACAGAUCAAGUAGCUCGUCAGAGAGCGGACAAAGAGACAAACCGCUCAACCCCCGGCCGCCCGUUAUUUCGGAGACUUUGUACUUAAAGAGGAGCGGUCGAGACGAGCAGGAGACAUGCACAGUGAUGCUAACGCCAGAACAUGGACGAAAAGAAAAAAAAUCUCCUCAGACAGAUGUUUUGUUGAAUGGCCCCACCCACCAAACUACUACCUUCUGCUACUACGAUGGACAAGAAAAUAAAUUCCAAACUCAAACUGAGGUCGUUGGUCUUUUAAACCAAAACCAGCAGCCGACGUUUAUAGAUAAUGACGACGAAUCGGAUGGGAUGGUACUUUAAAUGUUGAAACCUAAUCCCAGCUUUUCUGACUACAGAUUGUAUAUUGUGUAUAGGAUUAUUGUAUAAAUUUGUGAAUUAUAUUGACAGUUUACCGUGUACUGUAAAACAUCAUAGCCUUCAUUAUAUGAUAUCACCUCUUUACAUGGUUGGGUAAACUUUGGGAAAACGAUGAACCGGUAAUGGUAUGUGCAAUUUCUCUUGCGCGUUUGGACUUUAGUACUUUU
Molecule: messenger RNA, 2972 nt
Organism: Ciona intestinalis (vase tunicate)
Lineage: Eukaryota; Metazoa; Chordata; Ascidiacea; Phlebobranchia; Cionidae
Source: RefSeq, a predicted model, not a curated record